Messenger RNA from Camellia sinensis, 1201 nucleotides. Lineage: Eukaryota; Viridiplantae; Streptophyta; Magnoliopsida; Ericales; Theaceae. The record is from RefSeq and is a predicted model, not a curated record.
UGGAUUCCAUUACCAAUCUACUACUCUCAUCUUUUCUCUGUUCCAUCUUAGUAGUCUCCACCACUGCAGUGAACACCAUAUCCACAACUCAAUCCGUUAAAGACGGUGACACAAUAGUAUCCAUUGGAGGAAGCUUCGCGCUCAGGUUUUUCAGCCCUGGAAGUUCCAAAAACCGAUACGUUGGCAUAUGGUACAACAAGAUAUCUAAUGAUUCCAGGACUGUUGUAUGGGUUGCCAACAGAGAAACCCCCCGUCACCGAUUCCUCGGGCAUUUUAAUGGUUACCCAACAAGGCGUUCUCAUCCUCCUCAACAGUACACAAAGUAUCAUUUGGUCUUCCAAUUUGACAAAACCCGGAAAAAACCCAGUUGCAGAGCUCCUGGAAUCAGGGAAUUUGGUUCUAAGAAAUGCUGAUGAUGAUAACCCGGAGAAUUAAUUGUGGCAGAGUUUUGACUAUCCGACUGACACGUUUUUACCCGGUAUGAAGUUUGGAAUUCACUAUGAAACUGGGCUUAAUAUGAGCCUGUGGUCAUGGCAGAGGAGUGACAAUCCAGCUCAAGGAGAUUAUACAUACAGUAUGGAUUCUCAUGGCAGAGGAGUGACAAUCCAGCUCAAGGAGAUUAUACAUACAAUAUGAGCCUGGUGUCCUGUUCAGUGGAAUGCCUACUAUAUCUUCAAACCCCAUUUACAAUUUCACCUUUGUGUUGAAUCAGAAUGAGACUUAUUUCAAUUACGAUCUUCUCAAUAGCUCGGUUGUCACAAGAAUGGUGAUGAAUCAGGAUGGUGUUCUAAGGCGCAUGGCAUGGAUAGAAGGAUCAUCCACCAGUUGGGUUGAACACUUGACUACAGAGAUAACAAAUUGCGAUACCUUUGCAUCUUGCGGUCCUUAUGGUCUCUGUACUGUUAGUAACUCCCCAGAAUGUGGUUGUUUGCAAGGAUUUGAACUGAAAUUUCCUAAAGAUUGGGGUAUGGAUUGGUCAAAUGGGUGUGUUCGAAGAACACCCUUGAAUUGUAGUGGUGUUAAUGGAGAUAAGUUUUGGAAGUACUCCGGUGUUAAAGUGCCGGAUAGAAAAUUCAUUAGGGCUGAGCAAGGAAUCCGUGAAAUCCGUAAACCGAUCCAGUCCAGUCCAAUCCGAUAGGUUUGGAUUGGUUUUUUGAAUCCGUGGUUCGGUUCUGGAUUGAAGAAUUAAAAAUCCGUAGUC